GUCCAUUGCGUACACAAUGGGCUCUUCUGUAUCUUCUGGCUCUGGAAUGGCAUCUAGCAGUCAAAUGAGAGGUGGGAGCGUGUACAUCGGAAGCAGAAGCCACGCUGGGAGUGGAAGCCAUGCUAACAGAGGUACCACCACGACCACCACGACCACCGCACAGAGCACAUCCAAGCCCUCUGGUCUUCUAGCCAGAUUCUCUGACUGGGUGAAGAGAUUCGUUGAACGCAUAUUGCGACGCUUCAAGACUUCGAAAGGUGCUGGGCCAUUACAGUCCCAGCGAGAAGAUGCAGUCGCCAAAGCCGAAAUCGAUGACAGGGAGACAAUCGAAUAGAUGAUCUUGCGCCUUUGUAUAAAUUAAUUCUUUUCGCACUGUUUGUUUG
Guyanagaster necrorhizus is the source of this 383-nucleotide messenger RNA. RefSeq lists its product as uncharacterized. The record is from RefSeq and is a predicted model, not a curated record. NCBI's taxonomy places the organism in Eukaryota, Fungi, Basidiomycota, Agaricomycetes, Agaricales, Physalacriaceae. Bases 17 to 334 code for a protein of 105 amino acids. The transcript has 3 exons.